ACCUUGAUGCAGAAGUUUCCCGGGUGGGAUGGGGACUUUCUCGGAGGAUUCAGACUUGGAGUUAAGCUGCAUGCAAAUGGCAUGUAAAUAGAAUGCAAAUCGGCUCUGCGGGUUGGGAGCCUCCGCCAGGCCAGUUUUGUGUCGAGACUGGAGUGAACGGUUUCCUCUUUGGCCCCUGCGCUCCGUCUGAAAAGGGGUCGGCUGAGUUGGGAGGGAGUCGCCAUUUGGGACACAGGCAGCAAGACAAGCGGUCUGUUAGAAAAAGCAGCUCAAAAUCUUUAUUGCUUAAUUUGUGACUGCAGUAAAUGUGCCAGCUACAGAACUGGGGCUGGGGCACUGCGGUGUGAAAAAUGGACAAGCCCCUGCUCUCAGGGCACUGGGAGGUGGGCAAACAGACACUAAGGAAGGAAAUAAAUGAGAGAAACAUGAGAGCCCACGAGGUGGUCGCCUUCCUCCUGCUCUUCGUGAUUGCCUCCGGGGCCUCUGAGAACGCCAGCACGUCCCGGGGCUGCGGGUUGGACCUCCUCCCUCAGUACGUGUCCCUGUGCGACCUGGACACCAUCUGGGGCAUCGUGGUGGAGGCAGUGGCCGGGGCGGGUGCCUUGAUCACGCUGCUCCUGAUGCUCAUCCUGCUGGUGCGGCUGCCGUUCAUCAAGGACAAGGAGAAGAAGGACCCCGUGGGCCUCCACUUCCUCUUCCUCCUGGGGACCCUGGGCCUCUUCGGACUGACGUUCGCCUUCAUCAUCCGGGAGGAUGAGACUAUCUGCUCCGUGCGCCGGUUCCUGUGGGGCGUCCUCUUCGCGCUCUGCUUCUCCUGCCUGCUGAGCCAGGCAUGGCGCGUGCGGAGGCUGGUGCGCCACGGCAAGAGCCCGUCGGGCUGGCAGCUGGUGGGCGUGGCGCUGUGCUUGAUGCUGGUGCAGGUCAUCAUUGCCAUCGAGUGGCUGGUGCUCACCGUGCUGCGCGACGAGAAGCCGGCCUGCGCCUACGAGCCCAUGGACUUCGUGAUGGCCCUCACCUACGACAUGGUACUGCUUGUGGCCACCCUGGGGCUGGCCCUCUUCACGCUGUGCGGCAAGUUCAAGAAGUGGAAGCAGAACGGGGUGUGCAUCCUGGUCACUGCCUUCCUCUCCGUGCUCAUCUGGGUGGCCUGGAUGACCAUGUACCUCUUCGGCAAUGCCGAGCUGCGGCAGGGGGAUGCCUGGGGCGACCCCACCCUGGCCAUCACGCUGGUGGCCAGCGGCUGGGUCUUCGUCAUCUUCCACGCCAUCCCCGAGAUCCACUGCGCCAUCCUGCCUACCCCGCAGGAGAACACGCCCAACUACUUCGACACGUCGCAGCCCAGGAUGCGGGAGACGGCCUUCGAGGAGGACGUGCAGCUGCCGCGCACCUACAUGGAGAAUAAGGCCUUCUCGAUGGAUGAGCACAACGCAGCUCUCCGCACGGCAGGAUUUCGCAACGGCAGCUUGGGAAACAGACCCAGCGCUCCAUUUAGAAGCAACGUGUAUCAGCCGACUGAGAUGGCCGUUGUGCUCAAUGGCGGGACUAUCCCAACUGCUCCGCCAACUUACACUGGAAGACACCUCUGGUGAAAGACUUUAAGUUCCAGAGAGUAAGAAUCUCUCUUCCCGAUUUUAUUCCCUGGCUGUGUCUUUCUUGAGGGAGAAGUCAGUAACAGUAGCUGCACAAGGCCGCCUUGCAGCCAGGAGAUUUGGAAAUCCUAGACGAGGGGAUUUCCUGUAAAUGUGAACACUGCUGAACCGAAAGGCUAACACCGACUGCCCUCCCCUCCCCCGCCACACACACACACACACACACACACCC
Messenger RNA from Diceros bicornis minor, 1821 nucleotides. It is a transcript of the gene GPRC5B, whose product is annotated as G protein-coupled receptor class C group 5 member B. Bases 351 to 1589 code for a protein of 412 amino acids. Gene Ontology annotation, biological process: G protein-coupled receptor signaling pathway. The transcript is spliced from 4 exons. The record is from RefSeq and is a predicted model, not a curated record. NCBI's taxonomy places the organism in Eukaryota, Metazoa, Chordata, Mammalia, Perissodactyla, Rhinocerotidae. Gene Ontology annotation, cellular component: signaling receptor complex; plasma membrane; extracellular exosome. Gene Ontology annotation, molecular function: protein kinase binding; protein kinase activator activity; G protein-coupled receptor activity.